Messenger RNA from Oxyura jamaicensis (ruddy duck), 625 nucleotides. RefSeq lists its product as uncharacterized. The transcript has 3 exons. Lineage: Eukaryota; Metazoa; Chordata; Aves; Anseriformes; Anatidae. The record is from RefSeq and is a predicted model, not a curated record. The annotation marks the transcript as partial.
AUGGCCAACAUCAUGGCUGACAUCGUGGCCAACAUCGUGGUCAAUGUCAUGGUUGACAUCAUGGCCAAUGUCAUGGUUGACAUGGCCAUGGUUGACAUGGUUGACAUCAUGGCCAACAUCAUGGUUGAUGUCAUGGUCGACGUCAUGCCAGUGUCAUGGCCAAUGCCAUGGUCAACGUCUUGGCCGACAUCGUGGUCAAUGUCAUGGUUGACAUCAUGGUCAACGUCAUGGUUGAUGUCGUGGUCAACGUCAUGGCAAACCGACAUCAUGGCCAACAUCAUGGCCGACAUCAAGGUCAACGUCAUGGCCAGUGUCAUGGCCAAUGCCAUGGUCAACAUCAUGGCUAGUGUCAUGGCCAAUGUCAUGGCCAACGUCAUUGCCGGUGUCAUGGUCAACAUCAAGGUCAACGUCAUGGGCAACAUCAUGGCCGACAUCGUGGUCAAUGUCAUGGUUGACAUCAUGGUCAACAUCAUGGCCAGCGUCAUGGUCAACGUCAUGGCCAAUGCCAUGGCCAACAUCUUGGUCAACUUCAUGACCGACAUCAUGGCCAACGUCAUCGCCAGUGUCAUGGCCAACAUCAAGGUCAACGUCAUGGCCAACAUCAUGGCUGACGGCCAACGCCAUG